CUAUCAAAAUCAUUCCUCUCUUUCUUCUUAUCAGUGUUAUCAGUGCAGUGGGUACAGCGACCUCAUCAAAAUAAUAACAUAACCUCAAAUACCAGCCAACGUGUUACGUGUUAUCAACUGAGUGCAAAGUGAGUGCAGGUGUUCUAAAAACAAAAGAUGUCAAUGCUAGCCAACAGUUAGCCGUGGUCAUCUCAUUUUUGUGUGCAAAAUUGGCUUUUUUACCACUCUUUCAGUACCUCUCUUUCUUUCAUAAUCGUAGUGUGAUCUCAUAGUUUUUGAGUGAAUACUUAAGUACCUGAAUACCUUGUUGAUACAGAUUUUAUUCCCUUUGCAAUAGUAUUAUAGCACAUGUUUUUGGCAGGUCUAAAAUUCUGUGGCUCAAUUCCUAAAAGAACUAUUUCCAACAGUCUGACUGUUUUCCGCAAAAUCUCCAUGGCAGAAGAAAGUCCACUUCUGGUGUCUACUAUUGACAAAAUCAGAGUCAUCACGCUUAAUCGGCCAAAGAAAAAUAAUGCAAUUUCUCAGCAAAUGUACUUAGAUAUCACGAAAACACUCAAUGAAGCCGCUAGUGAUGCAGGGAUCAUGAUGUGUGUUGUAACGAGUAAUGGUCGAUUCUUUUCAAGCGGGACUGAUCUUCAAAACUCAUUGGAUGGCGAUCUUGAAACCAUAAUUAAAGUUGCCAAUCAAACGCUCUUGGAAUUUGUAAAUGCAUUUAUUCUUUUUCCAAAACUACUCGUUGCCAUCGUAAAUGGGCCUGCUAUGGGAAUUUCAUGCACGAUUUUAGGACUUUUUGAUAUAGUUUAUGCAUCUGAGAAAGCAACUUUUAACACACCAUUUUCAAAGCUCGGAUUGACCGCAGAGGGAUGCUCUUCCUACACCUUCCCCAGGAUAAUGGGAUAUACAAAGGCAGCAGAGAUGUUAUAUUUAAAUCGUGUAUUAACUGCCCCUGAAGCAAAAUCAUGUGGCCUCGUUGCAGAUGUCUAUAAGGAGGAUGAGCUAGAUUCCAUCAUUUGGCCGAGGCUUCGGCAGGUCUCUUCAGACUUCAAUGAAAAAUCUAUAAUAUACUCGAAACAAUUGGUUCGACGAUGGGACAAAGAGGAUCUCCUUGCCGCUAACAAAGCAGAAGUUGAAAGACUCGGGGAGCGCUGGGCUUCGGAGGAUGUUAUGGAAGCUCUCAUUAAGUUUAUGAAUAGAAAACAUCGCAGUAAAAUGUAAUGACAAUCGUCUUCAGGAAUUUCUAGGAGAUUCAUUCCUUGCCACCAUCAUGCAUUUAAUUGUCAUGGCGUCCAUGGCACUAAGAAACCCGUCCAUACGUAAUACUCAUUAGUUUUUCUACCUCUGGAAACAGAUUUUGUGAGCCACUAAGUGCAGGUAUAUUUUAUCUAAACUAAUCAGAAAUGCAUGAGCCGAACCCUCAUGAGAUUUUAGCCUUCAGAACUGGGUAAAAUUUUAUCCUUACUUCUGCCAAUGAGACUUUUAUCCAUCUGAACUUUCAUGUGAGGCUACAAUGCUAACAAUGCACAAAUGCAAAGUAUGGCAGGCAAUUUUAAAUUUUGAAAUCUGUAGUGAUAAUUAUUUUUUGCUAGAAACUGGGAAAUUAAAAGGCAAAUUAUCAAUGAUUUGGGGAAUUUUGGGGAACUACAUAUUUUGAGGAUUUUGGGAAUUUGUACCGUGACUAAAAGCUCCCCAUGAUUGCUGAAAACAAAUUACGGUUUGAAGUCUUUGCAACCCUGGCCUAACUUUUCCGGUUUGCUUGUUUUACCGUGUUCUUAAAACGAAAGGUAAUUUUGAUUAAGGGUCAAAUUGUAAACAGUUGUAGUCUCUGAUGUAUUUAUAACUGGUGUUGGUAGAACUACUUACUGUGCAUUAAAUGGUCGAUUGUACCUUUCUAAUGCGCAAUUUUUUUAUCAAAUCGAAGGAGCUAUCACAAUGGUAGUAUUGUGCCUUGUUAUAAUUCGUUGUCGAUUAAGGUUUUUCUUUCUCUUUCUUUUGUUUUUUUAAUGCAUCACAUUAGGCAUAUGCAUAAGUAAUAAAUAUGUAUGCCAUAUCAAAAGACUGAUCGCUGCGUUAUCAAUUUUUUUUUUUAUAUAAAAACUUUUAAUCUACUUCUCUGAGUAGUAAAGGAAGGAGUAGCAGGACGAAAGUAAAUUAAGCUGUCUUGAUUGCAAGUAUUUUUAUACGUCAAAAAUUCUUGUAUUUGGAUGUGUGAAAAUUGCGGGAGCUUUCAAGAAGUUUCUCGUGUCUCGUCACUGUCAGGUUGAAACCUUUUUCUUUUACAUGCUGUAUGUACUAAAGAAUACUAAUUGCAGUUAGAUUGGUGGCAAUUUUUUCCUAGAACCAAAGGAUUCAAUUAUAUUCUUGCAACAAGUAAUUUUCUAUGAUGUGAACCCAAAGUUGCCCAAGAGAAGGUGCAAUCUAUGAUCAUAAAUAAGUCCAACCCAUUGAGAAAAUUACUUUAAGUAAUUAGUUUAUUCCACGUACAUAUCAACAAAAACAAACGCGUGUAUGAUUAACUUAAGAAUAGUAAUAAUAUGUAUAAAUCACAAAAAGAAUUUAAUAAAAAUAUACAGUUUACUUCUG
Messenger RNA from Bemisia tabaci, 2580 nucleotides. RefSeq names its product Dodecenoyl-CoA delta-isomerase (gene Dci). The record is from RefSeq and is a predicted model, not a curated record. Lineage: Eukaryota; Metazoa; Arthropoda; Insecta; Hemiptera; Aleyrodidae.